AAAUUUCCGUGGAGCCCUCAGGACGCGUCUUCCUCCUUCCAGUUGUCAGCCAUGCUCAAGUUGCUGAGUAUGAACCACCACAUAGAUGACUUCGCAAUGAGAGACGCAAAUGCGACAAUUCAUGGAUUCAGACCUUACCAACCAGAUCUCCAUGUCGAGCGCCCGCGUAUUCUGAUAUGCGGCAGAGCUGGGGUUGGCAGUCGUGGUUGAUCAAACAAUCACAGCGUCAUCAGAGGCCACGGUCAGCGACGGGAUGAGAUCUGUAGAUCACGAUAUCAACAAGGAGUACAAGACCUCGGAGAACAUCUUCCACGACUCAAUGGGAUUUGAGGCCGGCGAGACGGCAACGUACGACAUCGUGCAAGCUUUUCUAAAGACUCGCCGCGCAUUGCAGAACAUAACCGAACAGGUUCACUGUAUGUGGUACUGCAUUUCGCUUGACCGAAGACUCGAAGAGGCCGAUUACCAACUUUUCCUCCGUCUCGACUUUGAAAUAGUCAAGGUGAUGUUGGUUCUCACCAAAUGCGACACGCUGCGGGCUGCAGAGAAAGCAAAGGCAACGAGUGCCUAUGCCGAAUCACACCCAGACGUCGACAUCCAGUACGAAUGGGAUAUCUUGCCCAACGAUCGCCCUUCGUCCAAACACAUCAUCGUCACAAAUACACGAAACGUUCUCAAAGCGAAGAAAACCGAGGUCUUGACGCGCCUUUCUGAAAGAGUUCGGGAGGCCGGCAAGACAUGGGGCAUCAACCCAGUUCUCGACUGCUAUCUUGUCAGCGGCCGGUUCCCAAGAGAUCCGGCAAACUUGUUCAAGGAACUGCUCUCCCGGUCACGCCACGUGGGUGAGGAUCUCCUAGCCACCAACCACCGGGAGGCCUUUGGGGCGUCUUUGAGGAGGAGAAGGAUCUGUGCGAUUCGAAAGGCUAUUCCUCUCAUCAAGGACGCCCGCGACUCCUUUCUCAAUCCCUUCAAUCCCCUAAAGUCAAAUGAGGAUCACGACACAGAAUUCCUCAGCUCACUCCACAAAGUGUUCAAAAAGGAGUUUAAAAUAACCUUUGAAGACGACGAGGAGGCUGGCAAGACUGCCUACUUCGCAGGUAUUCGAGGCGAGGCGAGCGACGAGCUGAAGGGCGUGGCCAUGUCAAACCAUGCCAACUCGUUCGGCGACUUCGGCUUCGCGGUGCUGGCCAGCAACCCCGUCGUCUGGGCGGGGGCGGGCGGCCUCGUAGCUAUCAGUGUAGCCGCGCGCGUGAUGAGCAACCGAACGAUCUUUCUCAUCAAGUCAACCGUCUUCCUGGCGCUCGUGUACGACUGGUGCGCGUGGUCGGGCGAGAAGCAAGUUUCAUGCAUACCUAUGUAUAAAAUUUAAAUCACACUUGAUUCACAUUCUAAGCUAUAAUUAGGGACAAUAAAAGUUGAGAGAAAGAAAGCAAGUCUAGAUAAGUUGG
Molecule: messenger RNA, 1448 nt
Organism: Lasiosphaeria miniovina
Lineage: Eukaryota; Fungi; Ascomycota; Sordariomycetes; Sordariales; Lasiosphaeriaceae
Exons: 4
Coding region: 254-1369 (371 amino acids)
Source: RefSeq, a predicted model, not a curated record